Tupaia belangeri chinensis (Chinese tree shrew) is the source of this 3820-nucleotide messenger RNA. RefSeq names its product vesicle amine transport 1 like (gene VAT1L). The coding region runs from base 85 to 1383 and encodes 432 amino acids. Gene Ontology annotation, molecular function: oxidoreductase activity; zinc ion binding. The record is from RefSeq and is a predicted model, not a curated record. Lineage: Eukaryota; Metazoa; Chordata; Mammalia; Scandentia; Tupaiidae. The transcript has 9 exons.
UUCAACAGGAGGAACCCGCGGGAGAGCAGCCCCUAGCCCCCAGCGCCGCAGCCACAGCCCCAGAGCCCCGCGCUCCCGCGCGCCAUGGCUAAAGAAGGAGUGGAGAAAGCGGAGGAGACGGAGCAAAUGAUCGAGAAGGAGGCAGGCAAGGAGCCGGCGGAGGGCGGUGGCGAUGGCUCGCACCGCCUCGGGGAUGCCCAGGAGAUGCGCGCGGUGGUGCUGGCCGGCUUCGGGGGUCUCAACAAGCUGCGGCUCACCAGGAGGGCCAUGCCCGAGCCACAGGACGGCGAGCUCAAGAUCCGCGUCAAAGCCUGUGGUUUAAACUUCAUUGACUUGAUGGUGCGACAAGGGAACAUUGACAACCCUCCCAAGACUCCCCUGGUGCCUGGAUUUGAAUGUUCUGGGAUUGUUGAAGCUUUGGGGGAUAGCGUGAAAGGAUACGAGAUUGGGGACCGUGUCAUGGCAUUUGUCAACUACAAUGCCUGGGCCGAGGUGGUCUGCACACCAGUGGAAUUUGUCUACAAGAUUCCAGAUGAUAUGAGCUUCUCAGAGGCCGCUGCAUUUCCUAUGAACUUCGUCACAGCUUACAUGAUGCUCUUUGAAGUUGCCAACCUCCGGGAAGGGAUGUCUGUGCUUGUGCACUCAGCGGGUGGUGGUGUGGGCCAAGCUGUGGCUCAGCUGUGUUCCACCAUUCCCAAUGUGACUGUCUUUGGAACAGCUUCUACUUUCAAGCAUGAAGCAAUCAAAGACUCUGUGACCCACCUCUUUGACAGGAACGCAGACUAUGUGCAAGAAGUGAAAAGAAUCUCUGCUGAAGGUGUGGACAUCGUGUUGGAUUGCCUCUGUGGAGAUAACACUGGGAAAGGGCUCAGUCUCCUCAAACCCCUGGGAACCUACAUCUUAUACGGCUCAUCCAACAUGGUAACUGGAGAGACCAAGAGCUUCUUCAGCUUUGCAAAAUCAUGGUGGCAGGUGGAGAAAGUGAACCCCAUCAAGCUGUAUGAGGAGAACAAAGUCAUCGCAGGAUUCUCCCUUUUAAAUCUGCUCUUCAAACAGGGCCGAGCGGGCCUCAUUCGUGGAGUGGUAGACAAACUCAUUGGGCUCUACAACCAGAAGAAGAUCAAGCCUGUGGUGGACUCUUUAUGGGCUCUGGAGGAGGUUAAGGAAGCCAUGCAACGGAUCCACGACCGAGGGAACAUCGGGAAGCUAAUUCUGGAUGUAGAAAAGACCCCAACUCCACUGGUGGGUGAAGAACAAAGGAAUUUAUUUGGCUCAACAGGAGAGAUGGCCAAUGACAGCACAGAGACCAGCGAGGCAGGAGAAGAAGAGGAGGACCAUGAAGGUGACAGUGAGAACAAGGAGCGGAUGCCCUUCAUCCAGUAACCCAGGAUCUAGGCAGGAGACUGUGAAGGACAGUUUGGAAGAAGAGGACCUGGCUAGGAAACUCUUCUGUGCCCCAGUGAACAAAUGCUGUAGUCCUGUGCGUGUUGUGUUUGUCUGCAGUAAGCUGAGCUAAAAAGCUGUUGAUCACUGUUGUGUUUCGAAAUUAAGUGCCAACCCCAUUCCACGCAGUGUUACGUCCCCUUUCAGAUCCAUGUAUUCAUGCUCCUCUCUCCCCUGUAUCAACACCCCUUAUCUGCAGGUCCUUCUUGAGAGUUCUAGAAUGGCCUUGCAAAUUAAUACAAGUCCACAGGCCCAAUACCCAAGAAACCAGACAUGGGCAAAGACAAGUUCGGGCUGAAAAAGAGUGCUAUCCAGGUCCCCAAGUUCUUCAGGCCAAUGACACUUUUUGUUGCCAACCACCCAAUGGCUCUGACAAGAGCAUUUGCCAAUUUGGCCACCAGAAAAGGGGCUAGAACAGAUGUUUUCCUGAACCUCUCUAGAGAGUACUUUUUCUCUCCCUUAAAGAGGCAACUGUAGUCCAAAAGUCUCAGUCUCUCUCCUCUCUCUGGUGUUUGGACCUUUCCCAUAAACACGGGCAGUGCCAGUUUCUCAGGAUAGAAGAUGGCUCAACAGCCUGAGUUGAAGGACCGGCUGCAGAGAUUUCUGCCCGAAACCAUAGCUGAGAAGCAAAACCCCUCCCCCUAGCCAUUUACCUUUCAUUUUGAUUUUAAGAAAACUCACCACAGAUAACACUAAUUCAGACGUCAUUGCUGAGGCUCACCCAUGUUCACACAUGUGCCAUGGGCAUUUUCAAUUUUGCCAUUUUCGAUUCCUGGAUGUCAUGAAUCCCUUGACCACAGAUUCCCUGAGGAAGAGUUCCCUUGCAGAUCACACUUGGAAAACUCAAUGAGUAUCAUGUUUCUUACCAAACGAUGCUCCCAUGUGUAACAAAUCUGAGUGAUACAAAAGGCAGAUGUUUGGCUUAUGAUGCCACAUUGCAGUCCCUCCUCCUGAUGUGCAAAAUCGUGGUGCAACAGGGCCUCUGCUCCUUGGAGAUCACGUGGACCCAGUGACUUGACUGCAGCUUGGUUUCUAGCUCCUGAACUCCUAAGAAGCGUCACACUCCCUCCCCACUCCAUUUGACUGGGCAUAAGGUGAAUAGUCACCCUCAUGAAGGAGAAAGGAGUCUCAUUGUCUCCACAAGAGGGAUCUUCAUUCCCUCCUUCCAGUUAUUUUUUGGCGGAAAGGGUCACUUUGAUCACUCACAAACCAAGUUGGAAACAAGGAGCCCAAAUGAUUAGCACCCCAGGUUUUUAUUUAUUUAUUUUUUUUGUUCAUGUGUGUGUUUUGUUUUUUGUUUUUCUUUUUUGCAUUCUGGAAGCCAUCAGAAUUCCCUCAGGCCCAUGAUAAGCACCUGGCUUUUCCACAUUCUGGAAGACAUCAGGGGAUUCCUACAUUGUCCCACGUCCCCCCAAGCCUUAGGGUGGCCCCACCUCUUCUCCCAAGGCACAGGAUGAAUGUGCUUCAGCAAUUGCCUAUUUCCAAAGUUCUUUUGUAACAAAUGUCACCUCAUCCACGAUGAUCUUUUUUCCUACCCUAACCUUGUGAUGACUUAUGCCAAAUAUAUACCCUAAGAGAGUGUCAUCUCAUUGUAAAUGCACGUGAAGAGAGGCUACUGCUAUCUGUGAGCCGAGGGAUGACAGUACCUCCAAAGAGUACACAAACAUCGUCUUCCCUUCCUACCCCAGGACUCACCAGUAUUCCAGCUCUGGGCCGUCUAGAGACAACUGCACAUUUGUUCCCCAGCACCUUCUCAGUGCUCUGCGAUUGUGCACGUUUCUCUCUUUACCAUGCUAGGAUAGGAAUGCUAAAAGAACCACUAUCCAAGUGACAUUCCUAGCAAGUAGGGAAAACAUGGCAUUUUCUAGGGUUCGAGGAGCGAAGAGUCACUGGGCAUGUCAGGGGGAGUGGGAACUUGUCUCCAUUCAGAAUCGUAUGACUUUUCUUAUGUUCAAAAGAGAAGUAGAAGCAGUCAUUUCUCCUCAAAUCUAUUUUAAUAGGUUCAUCUAGUCACCACAAAUUAUGCCAACUGGUUAAAGAAAACCCUUUCCUCUUCUCAGAAUACAGAAUAAAAUAGAAUUUAACCAAUAAGACCAAUUUCUGCCAUGAAGAAUGGAGGAGGGGCGGAUGUAAAAAUCAACUAGUUAACAUCCUCUCAUUUUAAGGACUUUCUUUCCCAUCUCAUGAUUUUCUGAAGGAAGUGGAAAGAGCGUCUCAGUUUGCCUUAAAGGAACUGUAAAGGCUUCUUUGUAAUUUAAGCUUGAUCCGAGUGAACUGAAGCAUUGUCUAAUGUAUUCGUGGCUUUAGAGCUUUUGUUAUAUUGUGCCUACAAAGCAAAUUAUGUUUACAUAAAGAAUAUAAAUAAAGUAUUCAGCAU